Molecule: messenger RNA, 974 nt
Organism: Aspergillus ruber CBS 135680
Lineage: Eukaryota; Fungi; Ascomycota; Eurotiomycetes; Eurotiales; Aspergillaceae
Product: glutathione S-transferase family protein
Exons: 1
Coding region: 286-969 (227 amino acids)
Source: RefSeq, a predicted model, not a curated record
AAUGAAGCCCAGCUAAUUUCUAAUCAGGUGCCUCGAGAUUUGGAGGUCAUACCAGAGGUUACGUUUAUUCCCAGGCAUGACCCGAGGUAUACACAUAAAAACAUGCAUUAGCUUUCAUAAAUCUCAUUGCAUGACGUCAAUCACUAAAGGAGUAGGAGAUCCGUACUUUAAAUGAGCUAAUCAGACCGAGAUUGCCAAUACUUAAGUCAGUUCAGUGUCCCAUGGUUAUAUUAGAUAGCAGUACUCCAUUCAUCAACUACCUCACCAAUUCAAUUGACCCUCACAAUGUCCGGCCUCACAAUCCACCACCUCCGCCGCUCCCAGUCUGAACGAGUCAUCUGGCUCUGUGAAGAACUCAACCUCCCUUACACCCUAGUCUGCCACGACCGCGCCCCAACCCUGCAAGCCCCAGAAUCUUACCGCUCCCUUCACUGGGCCGGCACAGCCCCCAUAAUCACAGACGACAAUGGCAGCAUCAUCCUUGCCGAAACAGGCGCCAUCUUCGAAUACAUCCUCACUAAAUACGCCCACGGCCGUCUCUCCUACCCCCCAGACCACCCUCAAUACGCAGAUUAUGUCUUCUGGCUGCACCGCGCAAACGGAUCCUUCCAGCCCGCGCUCAUGUCAGUCAUGUACAAUAAGCUGCGAGGCGGCAGCGACGAGGACCGCGUGUCGCAAGUGAUGCAGAGACGGCUGCGGGUCAAUUUUGAAGCGAUGGAGAAGCAGUUGGGGAGGUUUAGGUAUUUAGCUGGGGACGAGUUUACGGCAGCAGAUUGCGUUACUGUUUUUUCAUUGACGACGGGACGCUUGUUCAUCCCAUAUGGGCUCGAGGAGUAUCCGAAUAUCGUGAGGUAUUUGGAAAGAAUUGGGGAGAGGGAGGGUUUUAGGAGGGCUAUGGAGAAGGGAGAUCCCGGGUUGGUUCCUGUGCUGUCGGCGGAGGCGCCGAGGGAGACUAUGUGGAAGUUAUGAUUGCG